Tinamus guttatus (white-throated tinamou) is the source of this 1012-nucleotide messenger RNA. The record is from RefSeq and is a predicted model, not a curated record. Lineage: Eukaryota; Metazoa; Chordata; Aves; Tinamiformes; Tinamidae.
AUGGAACUGGCGCCGUGGAAGGCAUUGAAAGGGAGACUAAUCCUGAGCGCAUGGUUCUACCGCCCUGCCAGUGACAAAGUCUUCUCUGGGGUUCAAGUGGAAUUGUCUUCCUUUGCCCACAAUGAAAUACUGUUCAUCUGCAACGGCUCUGAGAAGAAGAUGGGUAGAAACUGCUGCUUUGGCCAAGAGGCACAGGAGAUGCUCUGCACACACCCACCCUUCAGUGCCCGAAAGCUCCAUGUGGAAGGCAGGGGUGGGAGCGUGCGACGGGAGGGCGCCGUCCGCCGUCUGUCCCUGCCUCACGUUUGCCCUCUUCUCUGCAGCAACAACAACCCGUACGCGUCGUUCGGGGCCACGCUGGCGCGGGACGAGGAGCAGAACCUGUGGAGCACCCCCCACGACGUGACGCACACCGAGGCGGACGACGACCGCAUCCUCUACAACAUGAUCGUGGUGAGGAACCAGCUGGACACGGACUCGGAGGAAUGGCAAAAGCUCAAUUACGAUAUUUAUACCUUACGACAAACCCGAAAAGAAGUGAGAAGCAGGUGGAAACACAUUUUGGAAGACUUAGGUUUCCAGAAGGAAGCAGACUCCCUGUUAUCGGUGACGAAGCUCAGCAUUAUCAGUGAUUCUCAGAACAUGGGCAAAGCCCGGGAGAUCCUGCUAAAGCUCUCUGAAGAGACAAACAUCUUCCCAACCAGCUGGGAGCUUUCUGAGCGGUACCUCUUUGUGGUGGACCGGCUGAUAGCCCUUGAUGCCGCAGAUGAGUUCUUCAGGAUGGCCAGCGUGGUGUAUCCCAAGAGACCCAGUGGGGAAAGAGCGGAUGACAGUCAGAAGGCAACACAACACAUCUCUGUGAUGCCCUGAGGAGAUAGCCUCGCAAACGCAGCAUGGAUGGUGGGUUCCUUCCCUCCUGGCAUCUGGCUCCUCUGCCAAGCGGUUAGUACAGUAGAGCCAUUCCUUGUUUCCCUUCAGAGAAGCGAGCAGGCCGGCUGGAGCUGAGCGCAAC